AUGCAGAUGCUAGACGAGAAGAGCGACAACGACGUCGAAGUGACGUGGGAAGAUCAGCAAAGCAUCAAUCGCUUCAGCCGACUUCAUGCCAUGUUUUCCGAUUUGGAAGACGAAAUUAAGGCGCGUCGCAGAGAGCGUGAAGAUCUGGAAGAUCUGAAUUUGGAGCUCGAGUUGAUGGACGAUGAAACGAUUCUUUACAAAAUUGGCGAUACCUAUGUACACAUGCCGCAAGCUGAUGCUCUUGCUCAGCUCGAGAAAGAUACCCAACGCGCCGACGAAGAGCUCGCGCAUCUGCAGGCACAAAUGGACGAAUGCGAGCAAGGCAUGGAAGAACUGAAAGUCAAGCUGUAUGCGCGCUUUGGUAACAACAUCAACUUGGAACGCUAA
Molecule: messenger RNA, 387 nt
Organism: Malassezia pachydermatis
Lineage: Eukaryota; Fungi; Basidiomycota; Malasseziomycetes; Malasseziales; Malasseziaceae
Product: prefoldin subunit 4
Exons: 3
Coding region: 1-387 (128 amino acids)
Biological process (GO): protein folding
Cellular component (GO): cytoplasm; prefoldin complex
Source: RefSeq, a predicted model, not a curated record